AUGAAUUUCCACGCGCACUGCCCGAUGUACCACGUAGCGUCCCCGCGGCUCCCGUUCCGGGCGUUCGCUCGUCCCCAACUUGCUCACGGCCGCGUCGCGCCACGAGACGACGGUUCGGUGGCACGGCGUGCCGUCUCCAGGCAUGCCUAUCCACGGAGGAGGCCAUCACGCGACCGCGGAGCCGUCGCGGCCCGCGUGGCAGCGCCGCCCUCGCCCCCGGCAGAGGCCGUGGGCCUUCAGGAGGAGCUCUGCCGCCUGCGCGACCUUCGCGAGGCUCUGCUGCGGGCCCGUGAUCGAGAAAGCAAGGUCGCCCUGCUGCGUCAGGCGCCGCGCGUGCUUGCGUUUGGCCGCACAAAGCGCGGUCAGGAGGUGCAGGCGGCGGCGAGGCGGGUUUCGUUGGACGCGGAGUACGCCGUGCUCCUUGUCGUGGCGAUGGGCCAGGCGCACGUGCUCGAGGCGCCCGCUCGCGGCGCCCCGGGGCCCGCGAGUGCCCUCGCGGACGCCCUCGAGGCGCUCACGGGCGUCGUGGUGGCUGCGGAGCGUUUCUACGACAGCAUCGGGGGCAUCGUCGGGUACCAGAUCAAGGCGCUCGAGAUUAUCGCCGGGGACGGCGACGACGAGGACGCAAACGGCGCUGGCCAACCAGACGCCAGCGACAUUGUCCUGCACUGCCCCGCGGGGCCGGACCUCUCCAGCGAGGGCAACAGCGACCUCAAGCGCAAGAUGGCCGCGGAGGGCCUGCGGGGUCUGCCGCGCAUGGCCGAGAUCUACCCGGUCGGCGGCGCAGGGGACCGCCUGGGCUUGACGUGCAACGUGACGGGCGAGCCGCUCCCGACGGCGGUGCUGCCGUACUGCGGCCGCCCGCUCCUCGAGGGCCUCGUGCGCGAUCUGCAGGCCCGCGAGUUCCUCCACUUCUGCGUCACGGGCGCGCAGGCCACGACACCGGUGGCCGUGAUGACAUCGGAGGCCAAGGGAAACCACUCGCGCAUCCGGGGGCUGUUCGAGUCGCGCGCGUGGUUCGGGAGGGGCCCGGACGCGUUCCGGCUGUUCCGGCAGCCGAUGGUGCCCGUGCUGGCCGCGGACGACGGGCGCUGGCUCCUUGGCGGGGCUGUGCGGCCGCUGCUCAAGCCCGGGGGGCACGGCGCGAUCUGGAAGCUCAUGCACGACGAGGGGGUGUUCGAGUGGCUCGAGCGGGCGGGGCGCGAGGGCGCGGUCGUGCGGCAAAUCUCCAACCCUCUCGCGGGGACGGACGCGACGCUGCUCGCGCUGUCCGGCGCCGGGCUGCACGGCCAGAAGACGCUCGGGUUCGCGUCGUGCGAGCGCGCGGUGGGGGCCGCGGAGGGCAUGAACGUGCUGGCGGAGCGGCGCGUGCGGGGCGCGGACGGCCGCGAGGUGUUUGAGUACGGCGUGACGAACAUCGAAUACACCGAGUUCGACCGGCUCGGAGUCGAGGACAGCGCGCACGAGGACGACGAGGACUCCGGGCUCUCGCGGUUCCCGGCGAACACGAACGUGAUGUUCCUGUCGCUGGCGGCGGCGCGCGGGGCCGUGGAGGAUGGUAUCCGGUCGGGGGGCGGCGCGACGCUGCCGGGAAUGAUCUUCAACAGGGGCAAGCAGGUGGAGCACGUGUGCGAGCGCACGGGGCAGCCGGCGGUGAGCCGCGGGGGGCGCAUUGAGUGCACGAUGCAGAACAUUGCGGACUCGCUGGUGCAGGCGUUCCCGCAACGGCGCAGCCCGGAGGAGUUCGAGCAGCUCGAGACGUUCGUGGUGUACAACAAGCGGCGGCGCGUGACGUCGUCCGCGAAGCGCAAGCGGCGGCCGGGCGACAAGCACAUCCACCAGACGCCCGACGGCUCGUUCGUGGACCUCAUGACAAACGCGCACGAGGUGCUGACUGCGUACUGCGGCAUGACGCUCCCGCCCGCGCCAACCGCGGCCGGGUACCUCAAGAACGGUCCGCCGUUCAUCGUCCUGAUGCACCCCGCGCUCGGGCCCCUGUGGGAGGUCAUCGGGCAGAAGAUCAGGGGGGGGAGUAUGGCGGAGGGGUCCGAGAUGGUGCUGGAGAUCGCCGACGUGUGGGUCACGGACCUGAACAUCGACGGCUCGCUGCUCGUCGAAGCAGACGCCGUGAUGGGACACACCGAGCCCGGCCCAGACGGCUUCGAGCGCCUGGUGUACAGUGCGCGCAACGGCCGAUGCCGCAUGCACAACGUGACCGUCGAGAACCGGGGCUUCGUGCUCGGCGACCCCGCGAACAUCUACUGGGCGCACCGCCUCGUACGCCGCGAGAGCUGCCGGUUCCUCCUCCGCGGGCGCGCCGAGGUGGACGCUCGCGACGUGACGAUUCGCGGCAGCCACGCGUUCGAGGUCCCGGACGGUCACAGACUCCUGAUCAGGCCGCCCGCGGACGACAGCGAGGCGGACAGGGCGCGCGGAUUCUCCGUGCGCAUGGAGCGCAUGGACGACGCACAGGCUCCGUCCUGGCAGUGGCGGCACGAGCUGCUGCCGGACGACAGCAUCGAGCUGACUCCCCUGGAGGCGUGA
Molecule: messenger RNA, 2544 nt
Organism: Pedinophyceae sp. YPF-701
Lineage: Eukaryota; Viridiplantae; Chlorophyta; Pedinophyceae
Source: the annotation of a GenBank genome assembly